This is a messenger RNA of Aphis gossypii (cotton aphid), 1662 nucleotides long. RefSeq lists its product as uncharacterized. The transcript has 6 exons. The record is from RefSeq and is a predicted model, not a curated record. Bases 213 to 1199 code for a protein of 328 amino acids. NCBI's taxonomy places the organism in Eukaryota, Metazoa, Arthropoda, Insecta, Hemiptera, Aphididae.
UCAACGUUCGCCGUUCGGCACUUAGACGUUUGACCGUGCACAUUUCUUCACUUCUCUUUGCGCGCGCAGUGCCGCCGGCCCUGUGGUUUUCGCCGUUUUUAUUUCGAUGUAAAGUCGAUUGUCUUCGAGGAGCGUCUCGCAAACGCCCUACCAUCAUCUAAGCUCGGCAAUCGCGUUUGGAGCUAGUCACCGUCGGUUUCCAGUGUGGAAUCAUGGCCAACUCCGUGCGCAAGAUUUGCUCGAAAAUCGGAAACAGCCAUCAGUACUUGUUGGCCACGGCCAAAACGUCAGCGUACGGUGGUCAUGUCGUGUCGGACUCCGUGCAACAGCACUUGGCCCGACCACAGGUCGAAACAACGUGCAAAAUCAAUUAUGCCGAAAAUUUGUUCCGUCAGUCACAACCGUUGCUCGACUACAUUGUUCGACCCGUCAAAAACAAACAAUCUUCCGAAAUGGCUGUUGAAUGGUUUAACUCUGGGUUUAACAGACACACAAAUCCCAAAACCGAUGUUUGUCACAGCACCGCUUUGAAACAAGACAGUCCUACCAAGUCUGACGAAAACAUCAGCUCGUCAGAUUCUAAAGGUUUACCAAGUGUAGAUCAGCUAGAACAUGUUUAUAAUAGGUUGGGAGAAGAUUUACCAUUACUGUUCAAACAAAAUUUAGACUAUGCAAUAUACCAUCCCAAAUUGGUAUUUGAGAAUAACAUUAGAGGAACAAAGAGUGUAGGCUUAGAAUAUUUUAUGUCAACAAUUUCUAUACUACGUUUGAUGGGUCAUUUAAAGUAUGCUUUUGUAAAAUUCGAUAUUUUAAAAAUAACCAAACAUCCAGAAGAUGGAACGAUUAAAAUACGUUGGAGAAUCAAAGGUAUAUCAGGAAUGAAAGUGUUCUUAAAGUUUUGGAAAUUCAAACUAUGGAAUUUGGAACAAGUCAUUAAAGAAAAUGUAGAAUCAUGGCAUGAUGGUUUUUCAAUUUUCUAUUUAGGAUCUGAUGGUUUGGUUCAUAAGCUUACUGCAGACAAAAUGCAACCAUAUAAUGACCCAGUAAUAGAGGAAAAAAAUCCACUAGCGACAAAAUUGGCCCUCUUUUUAGGACUAUCACCUCAGUUGGGUAAUUUGGAUUGCUUGGUUUCAUUUGAGUCUGAACAGACAAAUGAAUUACUGAAGAUGGUUAUUAUGUCUCUAGAAGAUGUCAUUUAAUGUCAUUAGAAACAACAUUUAAAAAUACUUCGUGCCCUGUUAAAAAAAUAUCCAUUAUUUUUAUACCACGUGGAAACUAUUAUUUAAUAAUUUUUGUGUGGCCGUUGUAUAUUUGUUGUUUUGUUAAUUUAUGAAGAAAUGUUUGUUGAAUGUAAAAUAGUUAAGCAAGUAGAUAGUCAAUUAAAUUUAACACCAUUAAUGUUGUUGUGAUGAAAACACAAAAUUGCUUAUAGAAUUACAAAAUACUAUAGAUAAGCAUUGUGCAAUUGACUUUGAAUAAAUCAAACAUUAUAAAUAAAACGCUUAAAAUGAUUUUACCAAAUUUCAUAUAAUCAAUAUUGAAUAUUUAUGUUAUUUAAUUUUUGUAUUUUAUUAAUUUGAUGUUUUUGAGUAAAUAUGAAACUUCUAUGUAGAUGCUCAUUUGUCGUUAAUAAACUUAUGUGACCAUUGACUGUCAAAAGUA